Doryrhamphus excisus (bluestripe pipefish) is the source of this 2372-nucleotide messenger RNA. It is a transcript of the gene ddx20, whose product is annotated as DEAD (Asp-Glu-Ala-Asp) box polypeptide 20. Lineage: Eukaryota; Metazoa; Chordata; Actinopteri; Syngnathiformes; Syngnathidae. Gene Ontology annotation, molecular function: nucleic acid binding; RNA helicase activity; ATP binding. The record is from RefSeq and is a predicted model, not a curated record.
GCCGUCGUUCAUCACCAGUUGCAAACAUGGCGUCCUCCACAAGGACCGCAGCACACGAUAUAGCAACUCGAAACAGGACUGACGAUGUCGUUUUAUCGGAGGGAGUAGAUUUCAGCUCCUUGUUGUUAUCUCGGGUGGUUUUGGAUGGAUUGUUAGCUUCCGGAUUCCAAAAACCUUCACCUAUCCAGCUGAAGGCGAUCCCGCUUGGCCGGUGUGGACUCGAUUUGAUUGUCCAGGCCAAGUCUGGCACAGGAAAAACAUGCGUCUUCUGCACAAUCGCGUUGGACUCUCUGAUUCUGGAAAAUUCUGCCACCCAAGUUCUCGUGCUGGCGCCCACUCGAGAGAUAGCGGUGCAGAUCCACUCGGUAGUGAUGGCGAUAGGCUGUGCCAUGGAGGGUCUGCAAUGUCAUGUGUUUAUCGGGGGCAGACCUGUCAGCCAUGACAAACUCCACCUGAAGAAAUGCCACAUAGCUGUGGGCACACCCGGUCGUAUCAAGCAGCUGAUCGAGCAAGGCAUGCUGUCCACUGCCAGUAUUCGACUUUUUGUCCUGGAUGAGGCUGACAAGCUCCUGGAGGAGGGCAGCUUUCAGGAACAGAUAAACUGGAUCUUCUCGUCGCUUCCUGUGAAUAAACAGAUGCUUGCGCUCUCUGCCACCUACCCAGAAUCCCUUGCUCAGCACCUUACCCAUUAUAUGAGAGAGCCUACUUUUGUCAGACUAAACCCCAGGGAAAUGGGACUCAAAGGCCUGAGGCAGUAUUACAAGUUGGUACCAUCUCAUCCGUUACCUCACAAGAUCUUCGAGGAGAAAGUGAAGCUCUUGCUGGACCUGUUUGGUCAAAUCCCCUUCAAUCAGGCCCUUGUCUUCUCCAAUCUGCACACAAGGGCUCAGAACCUGGCUGACAUCUUGUCCUCUGCAGGCCUACCUGCUGUUUGUAUCUCAGGUGGUCUCAGCCAGGAGCAGAGACUAGAGGCCAUAUCCAAACUUAAGCAGUAUCAGUGCAGAGUACUCAUUUCCACCGACCUGACUUCCAGGGGCAUAGACGCAGAGAAGGUGAACUUUGUGAUAAACCUGGACGUUCCACAGGACUGGGAAACCUACAUGCACCGCAUCGGACGAGCUGGACGUUUUGGCACUCAAGGUCUGGCGGUGACGUACUGUUGCCAUGGUGAAGAGGAGAACAAGAUGAUGGCCAUUGCUCAAAAGUGUGGCUUGUGUUUGUCAGCAUUGCCUGCCACCAUUGAUUCUGGCCUCAUGACUGAGCAAUGCGACUGGGACGUCUGCGCCGAGGCUUCCACUCCAGACAUUCAAGCCCAGCUCUUCUCCAAAAUUGAGAAAAAGAAGGGACGCCCCAAAGCAUCCUCUCUUGUUGAUCGCUCCCCGGCUCCAUGUCCUAUCAUGGAGGACGCUCAGGAUACCAGGAGGCCAAAGAUCCCCAACACACCAGCCAAGCAUGGAGUAGAAGCGCACUCAGGAAAUGCGUUCCCAAAGACUACGAGGUCUUCCAAAGAGUUUCAGGACACAUUGCCGAAGAUCCCUCCGCUCUCCUCGUUUAAAAGCAGCAGGUCUCGGUUUGUCACCUUUGAGGAGGCGCAGCGGGAUUUCCAUGAAUUCAUUACAACGGGACUGGGAAGAUCAGUGGAGGUCAUUCGGGAAUUCACAGGCCAGGAAGAUGGCAGCACUCAUAACGGGCAAAGACACACCAUCACACUUGAUGAUGAUGAUGAUGAUGGAAGUCAAAAGUGUUUAUCUGCAAAGUGUAGCUCUGACGUUCAAAUGGAGAGCACAGGAGGCCAUUUUGAAAAGUCUCCAGGAAAUGAAAACAACAGAAAUCCGACAGAAAUAAGUCAUGGAUGCGCUUCAGGAGAACCAACGGUUGAACCAAUUCCAAGUGAAGAUUCCAUAACAUUCCCAACAACACACAAAACAACAUCCCCCCAGUUGGAGAACUUUGAAUCGACUAUUAAAGCUGAUUCACACGCCAACAACAAACCCGCACAAACAAAGAAACACAGAAAGGUCAAAGUGGAAAAACGCAGCAGAAGAAAACAAGAAAACAUAAACGAAUAUUAUAAAUCGCAAACUGAUGAAGAAGAGUACGAUGAAGAAGGCGACGACAGUGCCGACACUUACUGGAGAGCCUGGUACUCAGCAUGGAACGAUUACUAUUCGUCCUUGUCUCCUUUUCAAGGACAAGGUUACCAACAUUACUACAGUGCAGCUCACAACUGGAUGGCAGCCUAUCGUAUGAAUACUGUUUACAUGGAGGAACUGUUAAAAUAUUGAUGGAAUACACAACACACAUUUACACUUGGUGUACUUUGUACAAAAUAUCUACUACUGCCCCCCCCCUUUCUUUAAUAAAUGCCAUUU